GCGAUGCCAGGUAAUAAAAGUGGAAAAAUUAAGUGAAUGAAGUAUUUGGAGGGUAUAAACUACAAUUUGUUUGAAAAGAUUUGUGAUGAGUCGUUCAGCUAGUUAGUGAAUGCAACCAUGGCUGUACCAGACAGAUGGCUAAACUGUCCUCGCAAAGGCCAACUCAUUGCAGGGAAGUUUUUACCCUUCAAGACACCUCUUGGACCGCAGUACAACAAUAAAAUACCUGAAGAGAAUCGCUUUGACCUGCCCAUGCUGUUUUCAUACCUGGAUAGCUACAAGGUCAAGAUGGGACUUUUGGUCGAUCUGACUAAUACCAAUCGCUUCUAUAACAAGGAGAUCGCUGAAGCUAAGGGAGCCAGACAUUUCAAGCUGCAGUGUCGAGGACACGGAGAAUGUCCAUCCGUUGAACAGACUCAGGCAUUUAUCAAAGUGUGCUCCAACUUUGUCUCCAAGAAUCAAGAGGACAUCAUCGGCGUACACUGCACCCAUGGGUUCAACAGAACUGGCUUCCUGAUCUGUGCUUACUUAGUCGAGCAGAUGGAUUGGAGCAUUGAUGCGGCAGUCAACGUCUUUGCAAAAGGGCGCCCUCCCGGCAUUUACAAAGGCGACUACAUCCAGGAGUUGUACAAACGCUACGGCGAUGUGGAAGAUUCGCCACCUCCCCCUGAACGGCCCAACUGGUGCUUAGGUGCAGAUGACAGAGAUGAGGCUGAAGUGUCAAACAACUCCAGAACAAGUAGCACUCAAGGUGAUCCAGCUUCCCGCCAUCAGCGAGGCGGGGUCAACGUAAAUAAACAGUUUAUGGAAGGAGUGACCGGUGUAAGCAUUGUGACUGAUUACCAGAUGGUUAACCGUUUGAAACAGAAGCUGCAACGCAUGACUGGCUGGCAUAAAUUGGAUUUCCCCGGUUGCCAGCCAGUGUCACUGGAUAAUAAAAACAUCGCUGCUCUGAAACAUAAACUCUACAAAGUCAGUUGGAAGGCUGAUGGUAUCAGGUACAUGAUGUUGAUUGACGGACCAGAUCAAGUCUACAUGUUUGACAGAGACAACACAGUAUUCUCGGUCAAAAAUCUCUCCUUCCCUAAACGCAAAGAAGAAGGCCACUUAUCAGAAACAUUACUGGAUGGUGAGAUGGUGGUUGAUAAGGUGGAUGGUCGGGCUAUUCCUAGGUACCUGAUCUACGACAUUGUUAUAUUUCAGGGCCAGCCGGUGGGUAACUGCGACUUUGAUCGCAGAUUGUUAUGCAUCGACAAGGAAAUAAUUCAAACAAGAAAUCAGCACAUUGCACAAAGAGCCAUCGAUAAGACCAUUGAACCUUUCAGCUUACGUAUGAAGCAGUUCUGGGAUAUCACCAAAACAAAAAAUAUAUUGGAAGGCCAUUUUUCACAGCAGGAAUUGGGCCAUGAAACCGAUGGAGUUAUUCUUCAGCCGCAACAAGAUAGGUAUGCCCCAGGUCGAUGCGACACUGUUCUGAAAUGGAAACCUCCCAGCCUGAACUCAGUUGACUUCAAAUUACAGAUCACCUCAAUGCGUAGAGAAGGCAUGCUGCCAGAAACCAAGGGUUUCCUGUUUGUAGGAGGCUACCCCAACCCGUUCGCUGAGAUCAAACUGACCAAGGAGCUCAAACAGUACGACAAGAAGAUCAUUGAAUGCACCUUUGAGAAUGGAAAGUGGGUGUUCAUGAGGGAGCGGACCGACAAGAGCUUUCCGAAUGGCCACACUACUGCUGUCGCUGUGUGUAACAGCAUUGCCAAUCCUGUGACCAAGGACAUUCUUCUGAAUUACAUCCGAGACUAUGCCAUAAAGCCAGGUGGUAGUAAGCGACCGUCGGGUGACAGCUCUAGCAGUGCACCACCAGCCAAAGCCAUCAGGUUAUCCAAACCACAGACAGCCGACAGCCAGUUAAUGCCGCCACCGCGUCACGUAACGUCCGACCAGCGACCGGACGUGCAGACAGUGAGGGACAGGAGCUUUCAGAAGAUAUAGUGAUUGAAGACUGGCCCAUCCUAGACCAUUCUAUGUGCUGAUUUAUCACUGCUAAAAAAAAACCCUGAAGUAUUCGGUAUCGCUCAGCAGACACUGUUUAUUAUGAUUUGGCUAGUUGCGAUCAAUUUCCUGCGAUGGGCAAGGGAUUGUACUUUCAAAUUCAUUACUGUGGCAAGGCACUGUGGAGGGCAUCAGAUAACCUGGUGCAAAACAAACACGAUGGUCACUGUUUAAACGUGCUGCAAAUUGUCACAUACAUUGAUGCCAGGCCGAUGCUGAUUAGAAAUGAACAGUUGAAAAUUCCUUCCAAGUUGGAUAAUUUUUAUACAGCGUCAGUUUAAAUGCCCUGUAAAGAACCUAACUCCAUGUACUAGAAGAGAAAGAAAACACUGCUGCUUUCUCCUGGUGGGUGCUGGGGAUCUCCUACGUCUCAGAGCCUGAUUUCUCCAGUGAGACUUUUCUGUCUGGGGGAAGGAGUGAUGUGCCACACAUGUAUGAUUGUGAGAGCUUGCCUCAUUCCCUACAUGUACGUCAUCAUUCACAAUCAGGUUGUUUCGGGGAAGAGGCCUGAGGCUCUUGUUUACAGAGCAGGUCACCAAAAGAAAUGUAAAUACAGGUGUAUAUGUUAUUUUGCUUAGACAUGUGUGGCCUGCCAUGUCUAAUAUCUGACGCUAGAAAAUGCAUGAUCCUGGGUUAUCAACUCACUGAUUCCUCCAGGAAAACUGGUCAGUUGUUGAUUUGUGAGUUUUGAUAUUAGAUUCGUUUGUGUACAUGUAGGUAGUAGGUAGAGGAAGGCACACGGAGGAUAUCAGUAAAGUAGUGUGAAAAGUAACAGGCAGCAUCUGUGACUUGAAUCAAGUCUAGCUGAUUGUAAAGGACAUUAUUAUAAUACUGAGCAAGAGCUAGCAACAAUGACAACUGGAAAUGUACAUGUACAUGUAUUUUCAUCCAAACCUUUGUCUAAUAAACAAACAGUUUCUAAUAAAGUACCUUUUUUGUUUUUUGUUGAUGGGGAAUAAUAAAAUGCGAAUGUGCCAUUCAUAGCUCAUGACAAAGUGAUCAGUACCAGUUAUUAUAAAAAAAAUUGGGGUUUUUAUGGUUCAGUAUUUAUUUUUUUUACAUUAUGCCACUGACUUGAAGGAAUUGGAGCCUUCUGUGGCUAUACAGCAUAGAUGGUCCAUGCCACAGAAGCCUGCAGUUUGUCACUGAGGCAUCCAGAAAGCCUUUCCCAGGUUGAGAUGUUCCAAUGAAAUAGCUUUUAAGGUCGUAGUACCACCAGCAGGGAACCAACCUGAACCUCAGCAGAGAACUGUUCAAAGACGCCUCUCUGCUUUCUUGACGUACCCUGAGGGUUGGCAACUUUGCUGACCCUUUAUCAUCCUGAACAAAGCUGAUUGCGAGGAAUUUGAACUGUCCCUCUUUAGUCACGUGUGACAGUAGUAUCUUGUUGCUGGAAACAUAAAGCGACAGAAUGAGAUGAAAUUUAAUCUCAUGGAAAACUUUUAUUGCCUACUGAUCAGUUCCCUUUGAAUCUUUGGCACCCUUUUUAGGACACUGUAGUAAAGAACGUUGUUUGUGCUGCCGUACCAUAUUCAUGAAUAUGACUUACAUGUAAUUCUUCCAUCUUCUCUAUUAUCUUGUAAUGAAAUUAUGAAAUAUUUUUCUUGUAACAUAUUUUUACUAAAUACGCCAAUUUCAAAAGUGAAGGCAGUUUAAAGAAGAUUACAAGGCAUUUUUUCCUUUUUUAUGUAUUGUAAAUACAUGUAUACAUAAAUGUUCCUUUUUAAUUUAUGUCUCUUUUUCAAAGGUGUUAAUUUUUUUCUCCAUCAGUUAGAUUGUUUAAUUGGCAUUCAGAGGCACUGAAAUGGAUUGGAAAAAAUAAAAAAUCUUAAAAUGUAACAUGAAAAAUAUGCGAAAGCCAGAUUCUAAUGUGUGGUAGUUUCACUACAUUGCCUCUUGCACUGCUUGUUGCAAUAACUGGCACAAGAGAGACUGUUUUGAUCUAUAACCUGGUGUAAUUUGAUUGUAUAGACUUAAUUUCAAGCUUGGCUACUUACUCAGAGGCCAGACCUUUCAGUUUGGUAUUAAAGGCUGUGCUGGCAAAUUGAACAAUCAUGCUGGUUGCAUGAUGAUGUUCUGAGGUUAUGUAUUGUUGGUCAAACUGAAUCAGUUGCAGCACAGUGCAGUGUGCCCUCGCUAAAAAAAACACAACCCAAAAGUAGCACUUAUUUUGUCCCCAAAAUUGUCAAAAACAUGUGUUUUUGGUAGAAAUUAAAACUCGUAGUGUGGUUUCCUGAUACUGAGAGCUUCAGUAUUGGUGCAGUUUUAGAGUGUGAGGAGUUUGUUUUGGAGAAAACCUCUCCAAUUGAACUUGACCAAUGAACUCAAUCUGUAACGGGGUGAUGAUUUUAUUUACUUCUCUAUCAUGAACCACUUUGCACCAUUUAGGAUCCCGUUCGGAUGGAAAGUAGAAGAGGUUUUACCAUAGAAAACCCGUAACAGUUCAAUGUUCUCACUCUACAGGCUAUUCCAAUGAUCUUAUGUGAAAGGGUUUUAAAUGGCAUUUUGAUCGCCAUGGUAAACCCAUUAGAACAAAAAAGCAGUUGACCUACUUAAUCAAGAUAAUCUCAGCAAUGCAUCAGUGGAUUUAAAUGAAGUCUUCAAUUUUUAAACAACAUUCUAAGCUUCAGUUAGAUUGAAAACAUACAGUUUCCGCCAGUUAGUUUGGGAGAAAAGAAAUACUACACCCUGCAUGUGUGUUUGGUCCUGGCCCUUCAUGCUUUGACUCCUUGAGACAAGUCUAUCAGUUGUAAGUUUAAAGUAGUGGGGUGUAUGUGCUGUAUAACUUAUGACCUUCAGACAACUCUGAUAGUCUCUGUCCAGCAGUUGCGGGUAUGCAGUUUCUCCUAUCAAUUAGCAUCAUAUGACACUUUCUGAAAUUAUUUUUGUUUUUCGUAGGCUAAUUUUGUGCAGUGUAAUAAAACAGAAAAGCAUGUCGAUCAACAUAA
Acanthaster planci (crown-of-thorns starfish) is the source of this 4997-nucleotide messenger RNA. It is a transcript of the gene rngtt, whose product is annotated as RNA guanylyltransferase and 5'-phosphatase. Gene Ontology annotation, molecular function: mRNA 5'-triphosphate monophosphatase activity; mRNA guanylyltransferase activity; ATP binding. Lineage: Eukaryota; Metazoa; Echinodermata; Asteroidea; Valvatida; Acanthasteridae. The record is from RefSeq and is a predicted model, not a curated record. Gene Ontology annotation, biological process: dephosphorylation; 7-methylguanosine mRNA capping.